Owenia fusiformis is the source of this 2536-nucleotide messenger RNA. Lineage: Eukaryota; Metazoa; Annelida; Polychaeta; Sabellida; Oweniidae. The record is from the annotation of a GenBank genome assembly.
CGGGAUUUCGACGAGAAUAUACGAGACUUAAAAAAGCAUCUGCAGAAAAAAGUUUGUGAUUUCUCUCCAUUUCUUGAUCCAAUCUGAAUUGAAAAUUAUAAAUUAAAGACACUGGAUAUGGAAAUAGGAGAAGACAGUCGGGGAAACAUAUUCAAUGAGGUUGGGAAUGACACACCACUCGGUCCCGGAGGAGAAACCCCAGCAAGAACCCCAGAAGUUGAUUCACCUCAUAAGUUACAAAAUUCCCGUUCAGGGUCUCCAGCUUAUGACGUAGAAACUGGAGAUGGAGAGCGGAAUCCAGAGCCACCUCCUGAACUGGCAAAAUCGAUGGAUCUAUUAAAUGCAGAUAAUAUAGGGGGCACUGUGUUCAGUAAACAUUGGGUAUUCAGUACAUUGAUGAAACUCAUACAGGAAGUUGAAAAGGAUGUUGAAUCUAAAGAUCCUGAUGAAAUCAGAGAGGUGAACGAAGAUCUCCAGGAUGAGCUCUGUAAACUAUGGGACAUUGCAAUGGACAAGGAUGUUGCUGCAUUUCUUCAAGAAUUCCAGGCUGUAGAGAUUCUCACUGGAGUUAUCGCCAAAUCUCAUGCCCCUAGACUCACAGAAAUCUCCAUUGGCAUUCUGGGCAAUAUGGCAUGCCAUAAACAGAUCUGUCCCGUCAUCACUGAAAACAACGAACUUGUGAAGUUGACCCUACUGCUGUUGGAAACGCCCGAUGCUCCUACUCUUAUACAAAUCACCAGGUUGCUGUAUGUUUGUCUCAGUAGUGAGGGGAGCAAAUGUUCUUGGAUACCAGCUAUCAAACAACACGAGACAGUGCUUCAGAACAUACUGUUUGUCUUCAACAGUUCAACCAACAAUGACUUGCUGAAGAACAUGGGAGAAUUAGUGGAUAAAUUACUAGAGAUGGAUGAAGAAAUCUGUACCCAAUGGGCCACUGUACAAUUUGUCCAGUCGCUGCAUGAGGCUAUUAAGCAGAUUGGAGAGAGACCAGGGGAGAUCAUUGGCACAUAUUUCCAUAUAUGUCAACUUCUGUCGACUACUGAAGUGGGUGUACAGGCUUUAGUAUCAGACGUGGACAACAUCGGCUCUUCCCUUCUGCUAUACUUGGACCAUACAUGUAAUGAUGACACCAUUAAAGUCAUUGGGGAGGAGAAUGUACUUGCAUCUGCAAUUUGUGUACUUAAUUCAUUCUACAUGUCAGCAGGGAGGAACUCAGUUGUCAGAGACCAAGAAAAGCAGCUUACAAGAAACUUACUGAAGAUCCUAGAAGUGGUCAGUUGUAUAUUGAAUGACAGUCAGUUGAAUACAAAUCCAACCAACCAAUCAAAUCAAGGAACUCCUCAUUCAAAUAAACUUGAAAACACAGACGGUAGAAAUAAGAAAUCAACGGAAAUCUCUAAUUUGUCAACGACCUCUGACAGUACCUCAAAUACGCAUAAACUAGAAAACGGCUCAAAUCCAUCAAAAGCUACUGACUCGCCAAUCUCAAAUACUGAAGCUUGUAAAAGUAGUCCCUUAUCAAAAAGAAAUACGCCUGGAUCUAGUGGAGUUACGCCAACUUCGGAUGCUGGGUCUAGCCAAGGAUUCUCAGAAUGUUCUACACUGUUAUAUAAUACAGUCCAAGGUUUCCUGGUGGAUAUUCUGCAGUCCAUACCACAGGCUUCACAAGAUCAUACCCCAGACUUCCUAGAUUACAUGAACAGGUACUGUCCCAGUGAGAGACUACAAUGCCUGUUGACGACCUUAAAACACAUGGAGAACCGAGAUCUUAUCCAGACCUUAUUACAACACUCACGGAAUUAUCAGUGUGAACAUUUUACAAAAGGAUUAGAAGACUUUAUUAAAAGCACAAAUUCAUGAUGAGGUCUUGGAAAUUUCUAGAGGGAUUUUUUAUAAAUAAACCAAAUCAUUGAAGAGGUUAGCAGCUAGAUUUACAAAAAUAAUCAGAAUCUUUUUUUGGUCAUAUCUUUCUUGUCAUUGGUUUUCCCAAAGUAAUUUCCUCAAGGUCAAGGUCAGUAUUUCAAUACACACCCACAGAUGCAGUAAUUAUAGGGGAAGGGGUGAGCUUGUUAAAUUUUGAAAGCUCACGUCAGUUUAUAAAGGAAACAGCUUUUGAUUUAAAAAAGUCAAUUAAUGUUCAAGUAUUUAAUUUAGAAAGGAGAGAGGAAUUAUGAUUUGGAUAUUGUCUCAAAAAUGUUAGCAUGUUAAUAUUAGGAUGUUUUAACAUGUUGCAUAUUCAAUAUAAUGUUAUUGUAGCAUGAAAAGAGCACAUGCUACAUAAAUGGAUGAAUAGAUGGCAGUACUGUACAUACUGUACAUUACAUAUAGUAUUUUUUUAUAGAGAAACUGACAAAAGUUACUUAAUUUUCCAAUUUAGCAAAUAUAUUGAAUUGGUUCGAAUUUAUAGAACUCGAUUGGCGUGCACGUACAUGUAGAUGAUCUUGGUGACUCGCAGAUUGUGGUAUGCAAGACUUUUUAGACUGCCACUAAUGCGAUCAUGCCCGUAGCCAGCUUUUACCAGGAGGGGGAGCUUUUU